Molecule: messenger RNA, 1635 nt
Organism: Ascochyta rabiei
Lineage: Eukaryota; Fungi; Ascomycota; Dothideomycetes; Pleosporales; Didymellaceae
Exons: 1
Coding region: 1-1635 (544 amino acids)
Source: RefSeq, a predicted model, not a curated record
AUGGAUGAGGAUUAUUUCCAACAGUAUGUGCAAUCUCAGCCAGAUUGCGUCGAUGACACGCCCUGGCUUUCCGAGUUUCUCGCUGCCGAUGAAGCCACAGAGGAGUGGAUGAAUAGCUUCCCUUCGUUCUCACAAGAAUCGGCAGCUAGCAACGCGAACAACCUGUUCGAGUACGACGGACCCAACGAUCAAUCUCUGAAUAACAACAAGACCUGCACGCCAAAUCCAGAGCUUGUAUCUGAUCUGGCAGCACCACUAUCGGCACUCUUGCAGCAAGUUCAGCAGGAGCGCACUCUGGAAUCUGUGCAACAACAAAAGUCACUCCCAAGGAAACGAAGCACGUACUUCAAGCGUAGUUCAGGGAAGUCAUCAAGUCCAAUACCCAUCAUGACACCUGAGAGAAUUCACAUCGAAACACAAUCACUCGCGAUGCAACGAUGGCAAGAUUCCCCGCCGCAAAACGAGGGUGCUUCUUUGUCUGCCAUAUGCUCCGCUCUGGAAAACCCCACAACGAACGGAACCCCGAACAGUCUGUGGGCACCGAACUUCGACGCUUUCCGCACAUACCGCACGCCCCCUUCCCUUACCAGUGUUGCCAGUAGCGUGUCCUCCCGGCACUCAGGUGGCUCAAGCCGUUCAGCAGCAUCCGGAACAUCGAAGCAUUCUCGUGUUUCGAAAAAGACGAGAAAGCCAAAAGUCUCUCGAAAAGAGACCGAUCCGGAAGAUCGCAUUUUCAAGUGCACGUUUUGCUGCGACUCCUUCAAGCACAAGUACGACUGGGCGCGACAUGAGCAAUCACUCCACCUGAGCACGACAGGAUGGCAGUGUGCCCCUCACGGAGGUUCAGUCGUGCUUUCAACCGGAAGGGCUCAUUGUGCCUACUGUAGUGCACUGGAUCCAACCACGGAACAUCUUGCACAGCACAAUCACGACGCCUGCCACGGCAACCACGAGACAAAACGGUCAUUUCGGCGCAAAGAUCACCUUGUUCAACAUCUUCGCCUAUUCCAUGGUAUUGAAACGCUCCCGCUUGUAGAGGAUUGGAGGGUCGAUCUGCCCUCAAUAGCUUCGCGUUGUGGUUUCUGCAACGCAAACUUAAAUAGCUGGGACGAGCGUGUCACUCAUUUGGCUGCCCACUAUCGCCAAGGCAAGACAAUGGCUGACUGGAAGGGAGACCAUGGGUUUGACGCUGCUACUGCAGCUCGCGUUGCGAAUGCGUUGCCACCAUAUCUCCUCGCAGACGACUCGAGGAGCCUUGUUCCGUUUUCCGCAACAGAUCCAGCGUCCAAGGACCAUUUCAACCAGAUGACCUCUCGUCUCAACCAAGAGGGUUUGCUUUCACCAAAGUUACAAUUUUACACUGGAUCAAAUGCUACAUUGCUUCCGAAACUGGUGGAAGAUGAUACAGUCAUGUUUGCAGAGGUUUUGGCUCAGCAUCUGAGUCAGUUCGCGCGACACAACAUUUUGUUGGGAGUCAUGCCGACAGACGAGAUGUUUCAACGAGAAGCAAGGCGGGUCGCUUUCGGCGACGAAGACGGCUGGAAUCAAACUUUGGCAGACAAUCAAGAGUGGCUUAAAAGCUUUCGGAGGCAGGAAGACUGGAUGAACCAAGCGGCACAGUUGACCCUUGAUUGA